Annulohypoxylon maeteangense is the source of this 1338-nucleotide messenger RNA. Its product is annotated as dihydroorotate dehydrogenase. Lineage: Eukaryota; Fungi; Ascomycota; Sordariomycetes; Xylariales; Hypoxylaceae. Bases 298 to 1338 code for a protein of 346 amino acids. Gene Ontology annotation, molecular function: dihydroorotate dehydrogenase activity. Gene Ontology annotation, biological process: pyrimidine nucleotide biosynthetic process; 'de novo' pyrimidine nucleobase biosynthetic process. The record is from RefSeq and is a predicted model, not a curated record. Gene Ontology annotation, cellular component: cytoplasm. The transcript has a single exon.
AUUGAUAUUUACCAUUCAUCAUUUAUCAUCUACCUAACUCAGGUAUUUAUAAUAUGUUGGUGUGAUUUCAUGGGCUGAUCUAUUAUUUGUAAAGGGGAGAAUAUAGGGGUUGGAUUAUAUGCUUAUCUUAUCUCGAGCUGAGUGAACCCCGCUAUCGCAUGUAGACUCAUACAUCUCAAGCCAUGAUAUUCCUAUACUUUUGUAUAUUUCCUUCAUAGAUAAUUUAAUAGAUAUUACGUAUAUUCUGAAAUAUCUUGGGUAAAUAUCAAACAGCACCAAAUACACAUUAACGCAACCAUGUCGCUCCCACCACCUCUCAACAUCAACCCACCCCUCGUCAACUCAGCCAACCCAUGGGCAACAACGCUCGAGGACUUAACAGCCCUAUACGAGUGCCCCUCCACCGGCGCCGUAACCACCCGUACAGCGCUUCUGUCCGGCUUCCCACAUGAUCCGGAUAAACACCAAUACUCCUUCUUCAACCCCGAUACCAACAUCCCCGCAGGACAAGUCUCAACUCCCGGGGAUGACGGAACCGCGACCGCGAGCUUGAAUAAUUUGGGAUAUAGCCCUAUCCCGCUAGACUCGUACCUCGGGUUCAUCGAAGCGAUAGCAGCGAAGGGGAACGGUGCCGGGGUGCCGGGGAAAGGGUUCAUCGUCUCGGUCACGGGGUCGCCGGUGGAUGUUGCGGAGUGUUAUGUCCGGAUCGCGAGGACGCAGGGGGUUGUGGGGGAGCAGGUGCCGCUUGCUAUGGAGGUUAAUCUUAGCUGUCCUAAUAUACCGGGUGUUCCGCCGCUGGCGUACGAUGCGGUGGCGCUGGGGGGGUAUUUGAGGGCUGUGAGGGAGGUUGUAAAGGAUGGGGGAGGGGGGAGGGUUCCGUGGGGGGUUAAGACGGCGCCGUUUACGCAUGCGGGACAGUUUGGUGGGUUUGUGGAGGCGUUGAGGGAUGUGGUGGUUGAGGGGGUUUGUCCGGUUAGUUUUGUUACGGCUACGAAUACGCUGGGGUCGUGUUUGGUUCUUGAUGGUGAGGUGAGUAGUAAGGGGGAAGGGGGAGGGGGAGUUAAUGCGAGGUUGGCAGGGACAGGAAUCGGUGGGAUGGCAGGACCGCCGCUGCAUCCUUUGGCGCUGGGGAAUGUGAGGACGUUAAGGGAGAUGCUGGAUGAGGCGCCGGAGACGAGGCAUAUACAGAUUAUUGGGGUGGGUGGUGUGGGAGACGCGGAUGGGUAUAGACGGAUGAGGGAUGUUGGCGCGGCGGUAGUGGGUGUGGGGACGGCGUUGGGGAGGAAGGGGGUGGAUGUUUUUGCGGAGAUUGAAAAGGGGUUGCGAGGGAGAUGGUGA